GAUUUACACCCGCGGAAAUCACCCAAUGAAGCGGCCGACCGCCAAAUAACUCGCAGCUUGCUUCUUUUUUUCCCGCCAGCCCCUCCAAAAAGGCAAAAUCGGCCCUUAAUCAGUAGUCACUUGUUUGACAUCACUCGAUUCGUUUUGUACAUUCCACUCUUAGUCGAGAACCAACCCACCACCCAAAAGGGCCUGAACGUUGCCUGAUCGUCUAAUAAAAUCAGCAGCCUCGACUCGAAUCCCAUCCUUUUUAGUACCCCGCCAACGACGGCUUCCGUCCCUCAUCUAUUCUUCAUUUCCCAUCCUCCACCACCUCUCACCUCUUCCUUCUUCUUCAUCUUCAUCCUCACUCUAUCCUUCUUCAUCCAACUUUCAUUCUAUCGCCUCCAUUUCCAUCAUGGCCGACGCUUCCAAGGCUCUCGCGAACCGCUCUCGCUAUGAGUGGCUUUCCGCCCUCAACACCGAGUACGCGCCGGAGACGGUCUACCGCCGUACCUCCAUCAUUGGUACCAUUGGUCCCAAGACAAACUCGGUCGAGAAGAUUAACAUGCUCCGUCGAGCUGGUCUCAACAUUGUCCGCAUGAACUUCUCUCACGGUUCAUACGAGUACCACCAGUCUGUCAUUGACAACGCUCGUGAGGCUGAGCGUCAGAACCCCGGUCGCCCUCUUGCCAUUGCUCUUGACACUAAGGGACCUGAGAUCCGGACGGGUAACACCGUUGGCGAUGCUGAUAUCCCCAUCAGCGCUGGUGAUGAGCUUAACAUCACCACUGACGAGAAGUAUGCCACUGCUAGUGACAACAAGAACAUGUACGUCGACUACAAGAACAUUACCAAGGUGAUCGCCAAGGGCCGUGUCAUCUUCGUCGAUGAUGGUGUUCUCUCAUUCGAGGUCCUCGACGUUGUUGACGAGAAGACCAUCCGUGCCCGCUGCAUGAACAAUGGCAAGAUCUCCUCCAAGAAGGGUGUCAACUUGCCCAAGACCGAUGUCGACCUUCCCCCUCUCUCCGAGAAGGACAAGAGCGAUCUGCGCUUCGGUGCCAAGAACAACGUUGACAUGGUCUUCGCCUCAUUCAUUCGUCACGGCAGCGACAUCACUGCCAUCCGUGAGGUUCUUGGCGAGGAUGGCAAGGAUAUUAAGAUUAUUGCCAAGAUCGAGAACCAGCAGGGUGUCAACAACUUCGACGACAUCCUCAAGGAGACUGACGGUGUCAUGGUCGCUCGUGGUGACCUUGGUAUCGAGAUCCCCCCGUCGCAGGUCUUCAUUGCCCAGAAGAUGAUGAUCGCCAAGUGCAACCUCGUCGGCAAGCCCGUUGUCUGCGCUACCCAGAUGCUCGAGUCUAUGACCUACAACCCUCGUCCCACUCGUGCCGAGGUCAGCGACGUUGGCAACGCUGUCAUGGACGGUGCCGACUGCGUUAUGCUUUCGGGUGAGACCGCCAAGGGCAACUACCCCAAGGAGGCCGUCACCAUCAUGCACGAGACUUGCUUGCUCGCUGAGGUUGCCAUUCCUUACGUGAGCCUCUUUGAUGAGCUCAAGAACCUUGCUCCUCGUCCUACCCCCACCGCCGAGACUUGCGCCAUGGCCGCUGUCAGCGCCAGCUUGGAGCAGGAGGCUGGUGCCAUUCUCGUUCUCUCCACCACUGGUGACACUGCUCGCCUCGUCUCCAAGUACCGUCCCAUCGCUCCCAUCAUCAUGGUCACUCGCAACCCCAAGGCCUCUCGCUACUCUCACCUCUACCGUGGCGUGUACCCCUUCCACUUCCCCGAGGCCAAGCCCGACUUCAAGAAGGCCGACUGGCAGGAGGAUGUUGACCGCCGCAUCAAGUGGGGUAUCUUCAACGCCAUUAAGCUUGGUGUCUUGAAGGAGGGCCAGAACGUUGUCUGCGUCCAGGGCUGGAGAGGAGGCCGUGGCCACACCAACACCCUCCGCAUUGUCCCCGCCCAGGAGGACCUUGGCCUCUCUGACGAUUAGACGACCUUUGACUUGUUUACACGCUGGCGUGGAUCUCGCAUCAGCCUCUGACGAUGAAGAAUGAUGCAUUUAUUUUUAAUAGUCAAAAAAGUGGCCUUUUUUACUUUGUCAUUGUUAUUUAUUCUUACCAUAUUCCAUGCGGCCACGAUGGUUACUUAGAUUGUUGUGAAAU
Molecule: messenger RNA, 2147 nt
Organism: Xylona heveae TC161
Lineage: Eukaryota; Fungi; Ascomycota; Xylonomycetes; Xylonales; Xylonaceae
Product: pyruvate kinase
Exons: 8
Coding region: 398-1975 (525 amino acids)
Biological process (GO): glycolytic process
Cellular component (GO): cytoplasm
Molecular function (GO): potassium ion binding; magnesium ion binding; pyruvate kinase activity
Source: RefSeq, a predicted model, not a curated record